Messenger RNA from Diceros bicornis minor, 1432 nucleotides. RefSeq names its product myosin light chain 4 (gene MYL4). NCBI's taxonomy places the organism in Eukaryota, Metazoa, Chordata, Mammalia, Perissodactyla, Rhinocerotidae. The transcript is spliced from 8 exons. Gene Ontology annotation, cellular component: myosin II complex. Bases 672 to 1265 code for a protein of 197 amino acids. The record is from RefSeq and is a predicted model, not a curated record. Gene Ontology annotation, molecular function: calcium ion binding.
UCAUCCCUCACCCCGGCCGGGGCCGGGCCCCUAGACUGACAGGAGGGCCCAGGUGGACGUUGGCUCGGAGGGGAAAGAAGCUAUUAUCGCCGAACCCCGCUCACACGAGGGGUAGAAGGGACGUAGGACCAGAGGUAACACGGCGUAGGCUACGGGCAAGGCCUCCGGACUGACGAGAGGAUAGGCAGGACCCGGCAUGGGGGGAGGCGGGAGAGGCAGCCGGGCCUAGGCCGCACCAGGCCGCGGAGUGGCCAUACGCUGCUUCCCGACCGAGGCUGCGAGCCAAGCCUCAGAGAACGGGGUUCUCAUUACCUGGACGGGUUCCUGCAGCACCGUCAUCCUUGAGGCUCAGGCCCACUUUCUGCAGUGCCUCAGGCCCCCCCCGUAGCGGCUCGGCCCGGCCAGCCCCGGCUCAUUUAAACUCACCAGCGACCGUUACCGGGGAAUGGGGGAGGCCGAGAGACUGCCGAGUACCUCCGAGCGGGACACGGAAAUACCCGAAGGGGAGAGAUCCGCGCGGGCGCCAGACGGAAAAGCCCGAAGGAGGCCGGAAACACCCGAGGUGGGUCGACGGAGGAGGAGACCGUUGCCGGAAAUUGUCGAGGAUUACCGGAGACUACCGAGUCCUGUCCAGAGCGUCCCACCUCUACCAAAGAUCCCAGCAGGACAACAUGCCUCCCAAGAAGCCUGAGCCUAAGAAGGAAGCCGCCAAGGCAGCCCCAGCCCCUUCCCCUGCCACAGCGCCAGCCCCUGCUCCAGCUCCUGAGCCCACCAAGGAACCUGCCUUUGACCCCAAGAGUGUAAAGAUAGACUUCACUGCUGACCAGAUCGAAGAGUUCAAAGAGGCCUUUUCCUUGUUUGACCGGACCCCCACUGGAGAGAUGAAGAUCACCUACGGGCAGUGUGGGGACGUGCUGCGGGCCCUGGGCCAGAACCCCACCAACGCCGAGGUGCUGCGAGUCCUGGGCAAGCCCAAGGCCGAAGAGAUGAAUGCCAAGAUGCUGGACUUUGAGACGUUCCUGCCCAUCCUGCAGCACAUCUCCCGCAACAAGGAGCAGGGCACCUACGAGGACUUCGUGGAGGGGCUGCGUGUUUUCGACAAGGAGAGCAACGGCACAGUCAUGGGCGCUGAGCUUCGCCAUGUCCUUGCCACCCUGGGAGAGAAGAUGACUGAAGCUGAAGUGGAACAGCUGUUGGCUGGGCAAGAAGAUGCCAAUGGCUGCAUCAAUUACGAAGCCUUUGUCAAGCACAUCAUGUCUGGGUGAAGCAGGCCACUCCAGGGUGCCAGGCCCUUGGCCUUAGCCCUCCCAGGGGGAGUUAGUGAGAGGCCCAGAGUGACUGAGCGGAGCUGGAGUCCUGGCCUUACCACUGCCCCACAGCCCGAGGACGUCAUGGGCCCACAGAUCUCCUUGUAAAUAAAAAGUUCCCGGGU